Messenger RNA from Frankliniella occidentalis (western flower thrips), 3591 nucleotides. RefSeq lists its product as uncharacterized. The transcript is spliced from 2 exons. The annotation marks the transcript as partial. Gene Ontology annotation, molecular function: protein binding. NCBI's taxonomy places the organism in Eukaryota, Metazoa, Arthropoda, Insecta, Thysanoptera, Thripidae. The record is from RefSeq and is a predicted model, not a curated record.
UCUCUACUGACACCUGCCUCUCCUCUCUCCUCCCGCAGCGCGCUGUGCGCCGGCCUGACCCUCGGCGCCGUGCCGGACGCGGCCCGCAAGUCCACCGCGCCCACCGACGGCACGGCCACCACCACGCUGGGCGCCAAGAAGCUGGCCACGGCCAGCCAGUGCUCCGGGGCGGUGGCCUUCUCCGGCGCCGGGCAGCGCGGCCAGGCCAAGGCGCAGGCCGACCGGCCGCUGGCGCUGCGCACCACGCUGCUGGACAAGGGCGUCGGCUGGAAGCCCGAGGACGGCGAGUUCGUCUGCUACUGCCCCGGCACCUACCAGUUCGCGUUCGCCGGUGACGCCGCGGCCAAGCUCGUGCUCAAGAAGAAGGCGGCGGGGGCCUCGACGUGGACGCCGGUGGUGUCCGGGCCGCAGCACGUCGUGCUGCUCGACAUGGAGCUCGGCGAGACGGUGGCCGUAUUCCUGGAGGGCGGCAGUCAGGCGCCCGACAGCACCACCGCCCCGACUCUCAGCUUCUCCGGGUUCCGAGUCGCCAAGAAGCAGUAGCAUCCCGCGCUGUGGACUUCCAAUCGACGAACUUGCCUCCGAGAUGUCUUAUAAAUUUCUUGUUGUAAAUGUAAAUUAGUCUAAAUAUUUGAGGGAUCGAAUUUGCCUCUGGACAGCCGCAACCCUCGCAUUCGGAUCACUUUUCCUCUUCCUCUUUUCCUCUUCCUCUUUUCUUAUAUCUUUUGAUUUUGUCCUUCUUUUCUCUAUUACUUAAAACUUUUUUUCUGUCGCUUUUGUUUCUUUCAACACUUACUUCAUCUAUUUUUUCCUUGUCUCUUUUCUUCUGACUUCUCUUACUACUUUCUCUUCUUUACUUUUUUUCCUGUGCUUAUUUCCCAUUUUCUUUUCUUUUCUUCUCUUCUUUGUUUCAACUCCUUUUUUGUAUCAUCUUUACUCCUAUUUUAUUCCUCUAUAAUUUUCUGUCUAUUUCUCCCCCCUUUCAAACUUUUCUCUACUUAGACUGAUCUUUGAUUUGUUGUAGUUUGCCUUUAUAUCGUUUUCCUUCUCUUUCAUUUUAUCCACACUGUCAUUCUUUUCUGUCACUGUGCUUUUACCUUUUUCUUUUAAUUCCUUUACUUUCUUCUUUUUUCUAAUCUUCUUUAUUUCUUGUCAAGUUUUUCUUCUCUGGUUAUUUCCUCUGAAGAAUAGGGGCUUCUCUUAGACUUUUGUCUUAGUUUCCUCUAUAUUCCACCUUUUCUUAUUUUUUUAUUUGUUUCAUUUUUCAAUUAUUCUCGAUCACCCAUUCCUCCCUGCAUUUCAUCCCCUUCUCAUUUCUAUGCUAUGAACUAUAAUUUUGUUUUCCUGUUCUUUUGUCUUUUCACUUUUCCACUCUUUUUCGUUCUUCCUAUAUUUCCAAUACUGAACUUUCUCUUCCUAUUUCCUUUGAAUUUUGUAGAUCGUCUCUAUCUUUUUCCUAAUCUUCUCCAUUUUUUGCUUGAAAACCUUCCUUUGUGUAUGCUAUAUGAAUUAGAAUUUUAUGCAUCUUCAGCAUAUUUCAUUUUCUCUUUUCUUCUUCUUUUAUUCCACUUCCUCCUAUUUCUGUUACUAUGAACUUUUCUUCUCUCUUAGCUGUUUACUGCCUUUGUGAAUUUUUCGGUCUUCUAGACACUUACCCCCCCUCCCUCUGCUUUUUCAACAUCUGUCUAUUUUCUCUGUCCUUUUAAUUUUCUCUAUGAUUCAAUUUUUUCACUCACUUUUCAUCUUACUGGUACUUCCACCCUUAUUCCAUAGUUUGCGGAAUGUCAUGUCCAGAGGCAGGAAUCGAGGAAAACUGAAAAAGUUUUUAUUGUUGAGAAAAUCUCUUGAAGGACCACUUGCUUUGGCGUGUCUUUUCAAUUUUCUGUUGUGAUUCCAAAUGUGACUCGCUUAACAUGGCUCUAUCGGAUACUGACAACGCCGAAACUAAAGCCGCCUCUAUCUGUGAUUGUAUAUCUUUCCUCUUGUACAAAUACCUAGCACUUCUUGAUCAUCUUAUUACUCAAGCUGAGCUGCGCUUCCUGUGAUAAUUUUACUGCUAAGUAAUUCUUCGAAGACUGUCUCUGCUAUUUUGUGCUCUGAACUAAAACAAUUGAAAUAUUCUACUGUUGUCAACCUCUUCACUAGUAUGUAAAACAGGACCUCAUUAUUUUGUUUUUCUCUGACCAACAACCAUUUCUUUGUUUCUAUUUCUGCUAGAGCGUCUCUAUUGAAAAUUAUACAUGUACAUGAGAUACUUUAAUCAUGUGCAAGGCUACAUAUCUGUGCUGUCUAGUCCACAAAAACUCUUCAAAUAAUGUGAUUUGAACUGUUUCAGUCUGCAAUUUGUACUUUUCCUUUAUUUCUUUUAUAAUAUCAUAUUGAACUCUUCUUUUCUUUUGCUAGGGGUUUCAGUGUAAUGCGUUGAAGACUAUCUCAUCAUGUAUUAUCAUCUUACCUAAAUCUCAGAAGUACAGGUACACAGCCCCAGCCUCUUUAUCUACUUUUUCUUUGGUCUAAAAUAUCCUUUCUAGUUUGUCUGACUAUCCUUUGAAGAGAUAGUUCAUUUCCUUCUUCAAAACGAGAUUACUUCGUGUCUGACUUUCAUUCACCUUUUCAUUUUCUGAAUUGUCGUUUGUAUCAUUGUAUUUUAAGUCAUCUCACUCCAUCUACCAUGCUUUCUUGUUCACCAUAUCUCCUGUCAAUUCAUUUCACAUUUUAUUUUCUUUCUACUUCUUUCACUAUGAUUUCCCUUCCUUCUUUUCACUGUAUUCUACAACUUUCUUUACCUACAUACUUCAUAUUCUUCUUUCCAUUCAUUCUUUAUCUCAUCUCAAUUUUCUUCCUUCCCUUUCUCUCUAUCUUUACCUUUAUCAUUUAUGUCUCAUUCUGUUUUCUCCUUUUCCCACUUCUUUCUUCUUCUAUUCUAUUGGUGAAAUUUUUCAGUUUCCCAUUACAUUUUUCUGCCCUUUUCUUAGCUUUUAUCAUGAUUAUAUUUCGUUUUAUUCCUUUUCAUCUCUAGUCAUGUUUUCUUCCAUUUACAUUUUCUUUCAUCCACUUUUUAGUCUCAUGUGUGGCUUGCCUUUUCUCUUCCUUUACACCUAUCUCAGUCUCAAUCUUAUCUUUCUUUACCUGAGUUACAAUCCCUGAGGGCCAUGGCUUCCUCAUGCUCUUGGGGGCUCUUGCCUGCAACAAUGAUUUCCUUGGUCUUUGCUUUACUUUUCUUCACUAAAUAACUUAAACCUCACUUUUUUUCUCCUCUGAACCUGUUAUUCUACUACUGAUUUAUUGUCUUUUCAAUAUUUACACCCAAGAAAGAUGCAAACAUCUUGAUUUCUGUAGUAGUGGCUUCUCGCAUUCCUUACUCUUUCACAUACUGUAAUCUUCUUUUUCGAUGUCGGCUGUGUACUAUGUACUUACGUAGCCUAGGAAACUACUGUAAAAAUUACAAAUUGAUCAAAUAUUAAUAUGAACUGUAACAAAGACUGUGUUGGUAUCUAUAACUCUGACUGUGGAGACAAGAGUUCAUAAAUUUUUAAAAUAAGAACAUGAUGAUAAUAAAAAGAUAUUUUAAAAUAAAGAAAUAUAGAUUUA